UAUAGUCGAUGAGAUCGUUCAAUUGCUGUGAUAACAAAUCUGUCCUCUCAGAAAUAUUUGAUCCACGGGGCACGUCCACGGUUACAUGUAUUAUAACAAAUCUGUCUAUUAUCAGAAACAUUAUUUUGAAAAAACGUGCUGUUCAUAGAAAUACAGCAUAUAAAGUUUGAACACACUGCCCUGGUGGUAUAUUCUUCUGAGCCGUGCAUGAAGAUGAAGCUCCUGAUUUUCGUUGCUCUUUUGGGCCUAAGCUUAGCCCAGCACAGCCCUCACACCAAACAUGGAAGAACCUCCAUCGUCCAUUUGUUUGAGUGGCGCUGGGCAGAUAUAGCUGCCGAAUGCGAACGUUACCUGGCACCGAACGGCUAUGGGGGUGUUCAGAUCUCCCCUCCGAACGAACACAUUGUUGUGUCCAGCCCCUGGAGACCCUGGUGGGAGAGAUAUCAGCCAAUCGGCUACAACCUGUGCUCCCGAUCAGGAAAUGAACAGGAGCUCCAGGAUAUGAUCACCAGAUGCAACAAUGUUGGGGUCAACAUCUACGUUGAUGCCGUCAUCAACCACAUGUGUGGAUCAGGAGGGGGAGAGGGCCACCACUCAAGCUGUGGCUCCUACUUCAACGCACACAAGAAAGACUUCCCCACCGUGCCUUAUUCAGCCAUGGACUUCAACGACGGCAAAUGCAAAACUGGCAGCGGAAACAUCGAGAGCUACAAUGACAUUAACCAAGUAAGGGACUGUCGUCUCGUGAGUCUGCUAGAUCUGGCUCUGGAGAAGGAGCACGUGCGGGCCAAGACGGCCGACUACAUGAACAAGCUGAUCGACAUGGGCGUGGCCGGGUUCAGGGUGGAUGCCUGUAAGCACAUGUGGCCUGGAGACAUGAAGGCUGUCUUUGACAGAAUGCACAACCUCAACACCCAUUGGUUUGCUGGUGGCUCCAGGCCAUUCAUCUUCCAAGAGGUUAUCGAUCUUGGUGGAGAGCCCAUCCAGUCCCGUGAAUACUUUGGAUUGGGCAGGGUGACCGAGUUUAAGUAUGGAGCCAGACUAGGCAAUAUAGUGCGCAAAUGGAACGGCGAGAAGCUCAGCUACCUGAAAAACUGGGGUGAGGGCUGGGGCUUCAUGCCCAAUGAUAAAGCGGUGGUGUUUGUGGAUAACCAUGACAACCAAAGGGGCCACGGAGCGGGCGGAGCCGCUAUUGUCACAUUUUGGGACUCCAGGCUGUAUAAGAUGGCCAUGGCUCUCAUGUUGGCCCAUCCUUACGGAGUCACCAGGGUGAUGUCAAGCUUCCGCUGGGAUCGCCGCAUCGUCAACGGAAAGGACCAGAAUGACUGGAUGGGGCCUCCAAGCUUCUCUAACGGGUCCACCAAGCCAGUACCCAUCAACCCAGACACCACCUGUGGGGAUGGCUGGGUCUGUGAACACAGGUGGCGACAGAUUAGAAACAUGGUGAUUUUCCGUAAUGUGGUCAAUGGGCAACCUUUCUCCAACUGGUGGGACAACCAGAGCAACCAGAUUGCUUUUGGACGUGGCAACCAAGGAUUCCUUGUCAUCAACAAUGAUGAUUGGAACCUGGAUGUGACCCUGAACACCGGCCUACCUGCGGGCACCUACUGUGAUGUCAUUUCCGGGGACAAGAACGAAAACAGGUGCACAGGGAAACAGGUCCAGGUGGGAGGGGACGGACGGGCCCAUUUCCAAAUCAGCAACAUGGCGGAGGAUCCGUUCAUGGCCAUCCAUGCAGAGUCAAAACUGUGUUGAAACUGAGUCAAAUAAAGAGAUUCAGCUGUUCACGUG
Messenger RNA from Clupea harengus (Atlantic herring), 1791 nucleotides. RefSeq names its product alpha-amylase-like. Gene Ontology annotation, molecular function: cation binding; alpha-amylase activity. The record is from RefSeq and is a predicted model, not a curated record. Gene Ontology annotation, biological process: carbohydrate metabolic process. NCBI's taxonomy places the organism in Eukaryota, Metazoa, Chordata, Actinopteri, Clupeiformes, Clupeidae.